This is a messenger RNA of Dendronephthya gigantea, 3768 nucleotides long. Its product is annotated as protein phosphatase 1 regulatory subunit 12B-like. Gene Ontology annotation, molecular function: protein kinase binding; enzyme inhibitor activity; phosphatase regulator activity. Lineage: Eukaryota; Metazoa; Cnidaria; Anthozoa; Malacalcyonacea; Nephtheidae. Gene Ontology annotation, cellular component: cytoplasm. The record is from RefSeq and is a predicted model, not a curated record. Bases 117 to 2831 code for a protein of 904 amino acids. The transcript is spliced from 18 exons.
AACAUUACUGUUGACAUGUCUUGCUCACUAGGCCGCGAGGUGGGACCAAUCGCGCGUUGUGUAGCAGUCACGUGAACGAGGGCAGCUCAGAUCGGCUCGGCACGUCAUUAUGGAAAAUGGCGGAUUCUAGUGGAAAUGAACCGUCUAGGGCGAGUAAUGCUCUGUUUAAACGACAAGAACAACUACAGCGUUGGAAGCAGAGCGAAACAGCCCGUGAACCUGUAGUGAAGCCAACGAAACGAAAUAAAUUGAAAUUCGACGAUGGCACUGUGUUCUUAUCGGCCGUUUCUGCCGGCGACUUGGAUGAGGUCAGAAAGCUCUUGCAGAAAGGUUCGGACGUGAACUACCAAAAUGUCGACGGUGUUACAGCCUUACAUCAGGCCUGCAUCGACGAAAAUGAAGAAUUGGUUGAGCUUUUGGUACAGCAUAAAGCGAAUUUAGAAGUAAGAGAUAACGAGGGAUGGAGCGCAUUGCAUGCUGCCGCGAGUUCGGGAAAUUUGGAUGUCACCGAAUUUUUGGUGGAGCAUGGUGCAGACAUUGCUGCAGUCAACAAUGAAGGAGAACUUCCUUUGGAUCUAGCUGAAGAUGAUGAUGAAGAGAUGACUGAAUACCUUCAAGAACAACUUCGCAAAGCUAAUGUUGAUGUGGAAGCUGCGAGGGCAGAGGAGGAGAGGAUUAUGGAAGAAGAUGCACAGUCCUGGCUCAACAAGGGACGGAUAACUGAAGUGAAAGAUCCAAAAACUGGUGCAACUGCUUUACAUGUUGCUGCUGCCAAAGAAUAUACAAAAGUCAUCAAUCUCCUCUUGCAAGCAGGAAGUGAUCCAAAUGCUCAAGAUGUGGACAAGUGGACACCACUUCAUGCUGCAGCACAUUGGGGUCAGAAAGAAGCAUGCAAGCUAUUGGCUGAUUAUGGAGCCGAUUUUACACUUAGAAACCAUGUGGGGUUGACUCCAAUUGACUUAGCCGAACCUGACAUAGAAAAAUACUUAGAAGAAUUGAAGAAAAAGCAAAUGGAGAAACCGAAAAUAAAUGCAUCUAUAACUCCCAUGAACACCAUAUCAACUGGUCAUCCAACAUUGACGAGAAGGCGGUCAAUAACACGAAUCAAAGACACAGGAUUAUCAAAGACGGACGUCACACAAGAGCGCAAAGCCAUGGCAGAACGAAUAGGUGCACAAGGCCCUAAAGAACCUUUAAUAAAAGAAUCAAAACAAGAGACUCCAGACGACAAGAAUUCGUCGAGCAGUGUCGAAUCGGACUCGGAGGAAUCCGAGUCAUCCGAAGAAAGCACGGGCGAAGAAUCGGAUGAGAAAGAAAAACAACGUCGGACGGUGUCGGAAAAGCUCGCUACGAAACGUGGUUCGGAAUCCGACUCGGAGUCGGAAGAGGCAGUAAAGAACAAUAGGGUAACAAAUUCGGUUAAGAACCAAACGCCUGUAACGAACAAUCUCCGGGGUCGAAAUCCCGCCUUCUCAAGAUUUGAUAAUAAGAAUGCUGUUACCACAGCAACAACUACUAAUUCCGUGACGUCACGUCCCUUGAAUAGUACCUCCAGGAUAUAUCCUUCUACUAGGCAGAACUCAACUGAUAAAAAGGAAGAGACAGGUACGAGGGCUAGCGAUAGAUAUGGACUAAGCCGUGGAAGACUGACCCCGUCUCGCAGCGAUGAUACCGACACCGCAACGAAGGAAGUCGAAAGUCGCCGAAGGGUGUUCGAGCGUACCCGACCAGCAAGUAGUAGUUAUCUAUCACGCUUGAAUAACGACGAAACGCGUGAUAGCAGGGAAAGCAGGGACAGUAAGGGAUCAGAGGAGGUGAAAGAUAGGGUGGAAAGCAAGACGAAUGAGGACAAUGCUAGGAAAGAGGAGGAAACACGACCAAGUUACCGUUCCCAACUUCGGGAUACCAAACUCUCAUCGUAUCAACCUCGUAAUCGCCCAUCAUCUCGAAACUUCGACGAUGAUAAACCGAAACAUAACGAUGUGGACUCGUACCUCGCUCGGCGAAAUAACCGCUCUACGUUUUUAUCCGACCGGGACAAGGAGAAAAACGACACUACCUCAACAACAACAACGUCCUCCUAUGCAAGUCGGCGCCGAGCACGCGAUGAAGCCGACACAAAUAGUACGUCACGUGAUACGACUCGUGACACGACACGUGAAACUCGGACAUCGAGCUAUCUUCGGUCGACGAGUUCAGACAAUGUAUCAAGUCGAAUAAGUGAAAGAGAGAAAGAGAGGCAGCGUGAAGCGGACAAGGAAAAUGAGAAGCAAAGCGAGAAGGAAAAAGCAAAGGAAAAGGAGACCGAGAAGGAAUCGGUGGAUAAAUCAGCUUCAACGGCUGCCCGUGCUAGGAAGAAUCGUAGACCAAGAGAAAAGAGAAGGUCUACUGGUGUGGCGUUCAUGCCUUCUGAGAGUGACGAGGAAGAGCCAGAUGAACUUCAAGAAGCCAAGAAGAAUACAAUGAUGAAUGAAGAUAUUGAAGAAAAAGAGAAACCUAAGGAAGAGACGAGGAGUCUUGCCGAUAGGAUACGAGCUGGAAGGACGGCAUCGUCGACGACUUCGUCAACAUCAGAUAGACAUAAAAACACAACGCGGGCCGUAGAUAGUAAGAUGCCAACAGAUGUUAAUACAUUACAAGAGAAACUACGAGAAACCCGGACUGAACUAGAUAAAACAAUACAAGAGAAGAAUAAACUAGAACGAAAAGUAGAGUCUAUGGAAGAAGAUUUAAAGCAACUAAAUGACUUACGAGAAGAUAAUCAAAGACUAAAGGACGAAAAUGGCGCACUUAUUCGAGUUAUUAGUAAAUUAUCGCGAACACCUUCGUGAGUGUCUCGCAAGUAACUCGCGAGGCCACGAGCAAGCGCAGAUAGUCGCGCGCGCGUGUGCAAAUUUAAAACUUUGUUUUUGGGACAUUUUUCUUGUGGUUGCGACUAAAGGCAGGAACUUUAGAAAAUUUCUUAUCAUUGGCCCUUGUUGGAAAUUUGCGCACGAAAUGUUAAUUAGACGCUAAUUAGACGCCCUGUAUGGAAGUACUGUAUUUAAUCUUUUAAGCGCCGUAAUUUAGAGCAAAAUUUAAUUGCACUUAUCGCAUUUUCAAACCACCCUAUAUAAGGACACCUCAAUGUACACUUGGAUUAUGUUCAAACUCGAUUUUUUUCAAAUCUCAGUCAUGGAGUCUCUCGAAAUUUAGGAGGUGUAUUUAGGAAGAAUUUAGAUAAAUUAGAAUUAUAUGACACAAAGGCUAAUAUUUGAAGCAAUUUGCAGCUCAAUUUCUUGCUAAGAUCCAUUGAGGUUAUGUUGAGAUGUAUGUACAAAGAAAAACAAUAAAAUUGUUGGCCAUUUUUCCAGCCAUCUACCCCAUGACAAUGUACUUUUUUGCGGGUUAGGGUUAGGUCUCAAUUGCACUGCAAAUUUCAGCAAAUAUUGGCUUUUGCAUUAUUUUUCAAAGCGCUCAAACGAGUAAAUACGGUAUUGCGGUAUUACCAUCUCGUCAAGAAUCAGGGAUUAGCCGGGUUGCAUACUUGCACACCAACUAACUACGGCUGACUCGCUUUACUCUUAUUUCUUCAUUUCCAACGAGAUGCUUGGAAAUGUAAGAAUUGUGCAUUGCGAAGCCGUGUUUGUGAAAGGGACGGUAUUCAUAUUGUAGUGAAGCAUGACAUUUUGUGAGAACUACUCGGUGGACAUAUUUUGCGCGCGCACUAGUACAAUGGCCUGCGCAUAUAUUAUAUCAACUUGAAAUAUUUUGUAUGUGUAAAUAAAU